AUGUCUUUCUCUACACUUUAUAAAGUAUUCUUCAAAAGAAAUGCAGUUUUCGUGGGAACUAUCUUUGCAUUAGGUUUUGUCUUCCAAGAUUCAUUUGACACAGGAGUCACUGCAUGGUACAAUGCUCAUAACAAAGGCAAAUUAUGGGUCGACGUUAAGCAAAACCUUAAUUUAGUGAAUAAUGGUGAUGACGCAGAUGCAGAUGUUGAAGAUGAAUAA
Molecule: messenger RNA, 219 nt
Organism: Tetrapisispora phaffii CBS 4417
Lineage: Eukaryota; Fungi; Ascomycota; Saccharomycetes; Saccharomycetales; Saccharomycetaceae
Gene: QCR9
Product: ubiquinol--cytochrome-c reductase subunit 9
Exons: 2
Coding region: 1-219 (72 amino acids)
Biological process (GO): mitochondrial electron transport, ubiquinol to cytochrome c
Source: RefSeq, a predicted model, not a curated record